AGUGACGGCCGCGCGGGAGCGGUCACAUGACUGUAUCGGCUGCCUGUACAGUAAGGACCCAAUAUGGCAGCGGCGGUAGCAGUGGCAACGGCAGCAGGAGGACCGGCCGCCCCAUAGACCCCCCCGCGCAACACCCCCGCCGCUUCCUCUGCUUGGGUGCUCCUCCGGCCUGACUUCCCCUUUCUCCCACCUUUCCCGGCACCGCGGGAAAAGCAGCGCAGGGCAGAGCAGGCAGGGAGGGCGGCCGGAGCCCGGACACGGGAGCCUCCCAGUCAGUUCAAGACCCGACAUGAGGGAAAAGGGCCGUAGGAAGAAGGGCAGGACCUGGGCGGAGGCCGCCAAGACGGUCUUAGAAAAAUACCCCAAUACACCCAUGAGUCAUAAAGAAAUUCUUCAAGUUAUCCAGAGAGAAGGACUAAAAGAAAUCAGAAGUGGGACUUCCCCUCUUGCAUGCCUGAAUGCAAUGCUGCACACAAACUCCCGAGGUGAAGAGGGCAUCUUCUAUAAGGUUCCUGGUAGAAUGGGAGUAUAUACUUUAAAGAAAGAUGUGCCGGAUGGGGUGAAAGAGCUAUCGGAAGGUUCAGAAGAAAGCAGUGACGGUCAGUCAGAUUCCCAAAGUUCUGAGAACAGCAGCAGCAGCAGUGAUGGUGGCAGCAACAAGGAGGGAAAAAAGAGCAGAUGGAAAAGGAAAGUAUCGUCUAGACUGUCACAACCAUCCUCUCCCCAGUCGGGCUGCCCAUCACCCACCAUUCCAGCAGGUAAAGUCAUUUCUCCAUCACAGAAGCACAGCAAGAAGGCACUAAAGCAGGCUCUAAAACAGCAACAGCAAAAGAAGCAGCAGCAGCAGUGCAGGCCGAGCAUGUCCAUCUCUUCCAACCAGCAUCUCUCUCUGAAGACUGUCAAAGCAGCCAGUGACUCUGUAACUGCCAAACCUGCAAUAUGGGAAGGAAAACAAUCUGAUGUACAGUCAAGCAGCCCUCAGAACUCAAACUCGAGCUUUUCUUCUUCAGUUAAAGUGGAAAAUCCUUUGCUAGGCUUGGGGAAGAAGUCAUUCCAAAGGUCAGACAGACUCCACACAAGGCAGAUGAAGAGGACGAAAUGUGCUGAAAUUGAUGUUGAGACACCAGACUCCAUCCUGGUGAAUACAAAUCUUCGAGCUCUGAUCAACAAACACACCUUUUCAGUCCUUCCUGGAGAUUGCCAACAGCGACUGCUUUUACUACUUCCAGAGGUGGAUCGACAGGUUGGUCCAGAUGGUCUGAUGAAGCUAAAUGGCUCAGCCCUUAACAAUGAAUUCUUCACUUCAGCAGCACAAGGCUGGAAGGAAAGGCUCUCAGAAGGUGAGUUUACACCUGAGAUGCAGGUGAGAAUUCGACAAGAGAUUGAGAAGGAGAAAAAAGUAGAGCCAUGGAAAGAACAAUUCUUUGAAAGCUACUAUGGUCAGAGUUCUGGACUGAGCCUUGAGGAUUCAAAGAAAUUGACAGCUUCACCCAGCGAUCCCAAAGUAAAGAAAACCCCAGCAGAGCAACCAAAAUCCAUGCUUCCUUCAGAGGCCUCUCCUGUCAGUAUAGUCCCAGGAAUUCCCCAGUUAGAGUCUAAAGAAGAAGUAGUGUGUAUGCCAUCACCGGUCAGAAAAGAAGAGCACGAAAGCCAAGAUAAGAUGCAGCCAAACUCCAAAUCCACAGAGCCCCUCCUUUCCUCAGCUAGCAAUACAAAUGAGCUUAGCAGCGUUCUUCCCAUCAAGUGCCCAAAGGAUGAGGAUGUCUCGGAGCAGAAGCCAGCAGCAUCUAGUGAACAGGAGCCUGAGAAAGAGAAUCAUCUCACUACAGCUUCUUAUCAUAACAAAAAUGAAAGCCAAGAGGCUUUAGUUACAUCUUCAAACAAACCCAAGAGUCCUGGAGUGGAAAAACCAAUAAUGAAGCCCAUAAUAGAAGCAGGUCCACAGGAGACUGCUAUGAAAGAGCCUCUGUCAACUCUGGUUGACCACAGCCCAGAAAGCCUCAAGAGGAAGUCUUCUCUCACCCAAGAAGAGGUCCCUACGAGCUGGGAGAAAAGGCCACGUGUCACUGAGAAUCGCCAGCACCAGCAGCCAUUUCAAGUCUUGCCGCAGCCCUUUCUCAGUAGAGGGGAGAGGAUCCAGGUGCGAAAAGUACCACCUCUCAAGAUCCCGGUCUCCAGAAUCUCCCCCAUGCCGUUUCCUACAUCGCAGGUCUCUCCCAGGGCUCGUUUUCCAGUCUCCAUCACUAGUCCUAACAGAACAGGAGCCAGAACUCUUGCAGACAUCAAAGCAAAAGCCCAGCUGGUCAAAGCACAGAGGGCAGCAGCCGCAGCUGCUGCCGCAGCCGCUGCAGCCGCCUCCGUUGGAGGGACCAUUCCAGGACCUGGCCCAGGAGGUGGACAAGGUCCAGGAGAGGGUGGUGACAGGAACACUGCUAGAGGGGGGAGUCCAGACCCACACAGAGUCAGUGAAACUGGAAAGGGCCCCGCACUGGAACUGGCAGGAACUGGAAGCAGGGGAGGUGCGAGAGAGCUUUUACCCGGUGGUUCAGAGACUCAACCCCAACCUGAGACCAAGACCACGGGCCAGGCCCAGCCUCAUAGUGUCUCUGGAGCACAACUACAGCAAACCCCCUCAGGGCCUCCAACCUCUGGCAGCAGUGGAGCAGGCAUCAGUAUCCCACCAGCAGCUCACACUAACGCACCCUCAUCAGCUUUAGGGAAAUUGAAUAAUGAGAAGCUGCAUACCGCCAGGGCAACAGCCACAGGGGCCUCUGUCAGCCUCCCACAAGGGUCCAGUAACUGCAGGCAGGAGAAGGUACCUUCUGCUCCGGCAGGGCCUGCUCUAAUCUCAGGUGCCUCACCUGUUCAUUUUGCAGCUGAUGGCAUAGUGGAGCCCAAAGCAGGCUCUAGUAAGAGUACACCAAACCCUUCAGCCUCAGCAGAGACAGUGGCUAGGGCUUCCGUGGAUAUGACGUCCUCUCCUUUAGCAUCUUUAUUAAUAGCAGCCACUUUAGAAAAGCGUUCUAUACCCCAGGCCAGUGUAACUGUAGCACCUACUGGAUCAGCUCCAUCCUUGAGCGCUCUGCCAGCAGCUUCUAGCCUUAAAACUCCAGGAAUUUCUUCAAGUACAAACGGACCCAUUUCAAGGACAAGCUCUAGCAUCCCUGCUAACAAUCCUUUGGUCACUCAGCUGCUCCAGGGCAAAGAUGUUCCCAUGGAGCAGAUUCUGCCUAAACCUCUCACCAAAGUUGAAAUGAAAACUGUUCCACUGACUGCAAAAGAGGAAAUCGGGAUGGGAGCACCCACAGGUCCCAACGUAACAGAAAACAGCACCAGAGAGGAAGUUCAUGAGAGGCCGUCUCAUCCAGCGCUACAGCAGCUGGGUAAAACCUUGCAAAGUAAGCAUCUCCCCCAGGUUCCGAGAUCCCUUCCGCUCUUUUCAGGUAAGGAUCUGAGGGACUCUGGCAUUGACACACACCAACACCCAGAAGGACUAAGUAAAGCAACCCAAGAUCAGAUCCUUCAGACCCUCAUCCAGAGGGUUCAUAUGCAGAGGCAGAAUGUUCUCUCGUUUGUGCAGCCCUCCCAGUUCAACUUCGCUCACUCAGGUUUCCAGUUAGAAAACAUCUCCACAAGCCAGAGGUUCAUGCUGGGGUUUGCUGGCAGAAGGACAUCGAAGCCCGCAAUGGCAGGUCACUACUUACUGAACAUUUCCACCUAUGGCCGGGGCUCAGAGAGCUUUAGGAGGACCCAUUCUCUACACCCUGAAGACCGUUUCUGUCUAAAUAGCCCCAAUGAAGCCUUGAAAAUGGGAUAUACAGACUGUAAAAACGCAAUGGGAGAUAGUAGCAGCAGCAAAGACGAUACUGAUGAGGAAAGUACGGGUGAUGAGCAAGAAUCUGUCAUGGUGAAGGAGGAGCCCCAGGCUUCUCAGAGUUUGGGCAAGUGUGAAGCAGGUUCAGGGCCCCCCAGUAGAGAAACUCUAUCCACCAGUGAUUGUUUAGCUAAAAAGAAUGUGAUGGCAGAAACACCAGUGCACGAGCAAACCACUUUAAGCAAGGAGAAUUAUCUGUUCACUAGAGGCCAAACAUUUGAUGAAAAGACCAUAGCCAGAGAUUUUAUUCAGGCAGCACAGAAGCAAAUGGCUCACGCAGUGAGAGGUAAGAUGAUGCAUAGCAGCCCUGAGCUUUUCAACUCCACUGUUCUUCCUCCUGCAGACAGCCCUACCCAUCAGCCUCUCCUCCUUCCACCACUGCAAACCCCAAAGCUAUAUGGAAGCCCCACGCAGCUCGGGCCAAGCUACAGAGGCCUGAUCAAUGUCUCCACCUCAUCUGACAUGGACCAUAACUCGGCUGUACCAGGGAUGCCGGACUGUAGCCAGGUAUCCAGCAACGUAGGUGAUGUCAUGUCCUUUUCAGUGACUGUCACUACCAUCCCUGCCAGCCAAGCUAUGAAUCCGAGCAGCCAUGGCCAGACCAUUCCCGUUCAGGCCUUUCCUGAAGAGAACAGCAUAGAGGACACGCCUUCGAAAUGUUACUGCCGAUUGAAAGCCAUGAUCAUGUGCAAGGGGUGUGGAGCAUUUUGCCACGAUGACUGCAUUGGCCCCUCUAAACUGUGUGUCUCUUGCCUUGUUGUUCGGUAACGGGACUAGAACACAUUGUAAAGGAAGUAGGAAGGGAAGGGUUGACAAGAUGUGUUUUUUGCAUCCUUUAGGAAUCACAGAAAUAAAUAGGUUUCAGUGGUCUUAAGAGACAAAUGUUACUUAAAUCAGGAAUACAGAGUACAGAUCUUACAUUUUAGAGAAGAGCACCUUGUAUAGUAAGUCUAAGUCAAGCAAGACUUUGUGAAUUUGUGACAAGUUUGCACUUACAAAAUCAUGUAAAUAUGUCACAUUUUUGUUUUAACAUUUUUCCUAAUGUUUAGGUAAUAAUGUAUUACUUUGAAUUCAGAUUUAUGUUCCACUUCACAGACGGACAAAAGUUGAAUGCCAUGCGUGGUGAAAGGAGGCAUGUCUCCCUUCUGUCCUUCCAUGAGAAGCUCGGAAGGAGUGAAGGAAUGGUCUGGAGAAGUGAGAAACAACCAUUCAUGCUGAUUAUGUUUUGACUGUCUGACUGUAGGCUUUACAUGGGUUAUUCAGCCUUUGCAUAAUUUGGAUUCAGGAUUUACUCAGUCCCUUUCCCUUAGAUGCAACCUUCUUAAGUUCAAAAUUUUAAUAUUAUUAUCAUUUCACAACUAGUACUUCAGACUCUGAAAGCUCUGAUUGCGAAGCACUUUGCUUGCAAUUGGUGGAUCCUGCUGUCCCCUCCUCCCACUCACUCCCCUGCCCUGAGACAGUGAAUGUGGCCCAUGAUGGAUAUGCCUCUCUGGUGGUACCAUAGCUUGGGCAGGGCAACAGUCAGCAGUAAUAUUCAGUGACUUAGUCGUUAACGGGAGCUUACAAACAGGUUUGAAAUACUAGUAUAAAAUUAACAGAAAAGUGUUACUGAUGGGGUUGAUUUGACCUAUGUAUUUUGUUGGGCAGUGGGGUAAAGGUGCAAAAACUUGUAAACUGAACGUAAGAACUUUGGAAAAGGAUUUUAACAUUAGAAACAAGGUGGCCUCUGUUUUCUUCUCUCCCAAACUGUUACCUAAGUUCUGUAGUCAGCUGGUAGAAAACCUCAUUAAUACCACAUUUGUCCACUCUGUUAAACCUGUUUUGACCUCCCAGGCAUCUGAGAGGUAUGGAGUAAUAUAUUAUGUAUUACUUUGAACACACACAUGUUCACACACAUAUACACAAUAAAAGUCAUACACUUUUCCUGUUUUAGAAAAUAUAUCCCUAUUUUGGAUUACUGCUGCCUGUGCGCUAGAAAUUUCUAAUGUAAGGAGGCCUGAUGUAAAUGGCUAAGGGAACAUAAAGAAAGGAGAGAAAUUAGCCCAAAGUUUUGUCUGUUCUUAUUUAUUUUUGUUUCCUUUUUUGUUGUUUUCAAUCCUGUAUCUAGUGACUAAAGAAUUUUUGAGUAUAUACAUUUAGGUCGUGGUUAAAGAAUAUUAAAAUAAAUUUAAAACUUACCAGAAUUUGGUAUUAAAAAGUUAGGUAUUGUCAAUGCGCAUCAUUUGCAUGUUGAUUUCAAGUUGCCUAGUUUCAAGUGUGAAAAGUACAAGCUACUGUGACCUAGUACAGUUAUAGUUGUACUUAAUAUUCAGGAUGUGAUAGUUACAACAUGCAGAACAGUGUAAACGUGUUAAUUAAGUCACAUUCCAGAUUAGGAGAAAGUAGGCAGUAAUCUUUGCUUUGCCCCCAUUCUACUACCCUCUCCUCCCCACGCUCCAUGUUAUACACUCUCUUAAUACUUUCAGACUCCCUAAGAAACUUAUUACUGCACUGUUUUUCAUUUUCUGUGGGGUUUUUGUGUGUGUGUGUGUGUGUGGCCCAAGUCAAAUAUAGGAUUAAUAUCUGUGUCCUAGUUUCAUCCAAGACAGUUAGAUGUCCUUCUAACUUCCCUUUUUCUUCCAGCACACACAUAGCUAAGAGACAUGAAACCUGCAAGGAUCUAGCGAUAAGGUUUAAAUUCUUUAGCCAAGAACCAGUAGGAAACAGAAACCAUGGCUCUGUUCCCAAACUUGUAGUACCCUGGGAAAUCCAGGGGGUGCUUGAAAGACCUAUGCUGGGUAAAACUUGCCAUGCCCAGCUUCCCACUGCCCGCUUCGGUGGCAGGACCGAGGGCUGGUCUGCGUGCUGGAAACGGUUGGGGUGGCAGAACUGACCCCAUGUUAAACAUUUAUCACCAAUUUGGGUUGAUUAAAGUGAUUUUUCUUCUUUGCGACUUCCCUGUCAUAGAAAGUUUCUCCUCCAUAGUUCCCCUAAUCUGAGGAUGGACAGACUAAUCGGGAAAGGAGGAAAGGCAUCAGGGAUUUUUUUCCAGUCCAUUUAGAGAGCAAACCAUAUCGUGCCUCUUCAUCUUGACCCAGCAGCCUCUUGCAGAUGAUCCUAAGUAUUAAUAUUCACCAGAUUUUCUUAAAUAAGACCUAGCUAAUAAAAUAUUUGCAUUUUUGAAUGCCCAUUAAAGCAAAUUGUCAGCCAGGUACACUGCCUCAAUAUUGAUCAAAUGAAAGAAGAGUUGGGUUCUCUUAGGUCAGUAGUAAAUUGAAUACAAUCCAUUUAUCAAUUUUUCACAACAGUGGUUUCAAGUAGAAAGUUGUUUAUCUUACGAGCUAAACAGGAAAGAAAAUUACGAUCUGGCCCUUUUGAAAAGGAAGCAGCAGGAACAAGAAAAUCUUUAAAUUAUUAGAGGAUGGUACUUCAGUACCUUUAAAGCAAUUUUUACCUUAGGUUUUCAGAAUUACUUUACCUUUCAAUUCAAUCUGCAAUAUUUCUAUUAAAUGCUAAGCUUAUUUUUAUGGCGUUGAGUUGCACUGUUUCCAGUGACUAGUCAGGCACUGCCUGAUGCUUAUGCCUCCAGGGUGUGCUUCUCAACACCGUUCAACUGCAGGUCACCUUGGGGAGGGAGAGAGCACUAACAAUAUAUCAUCUCAGUCUUGCUUAUGAAUGUUCUAAAUUUUCCAGUGGAGAAGGCUCCCUGGAUCUUAAAUAAAUCUUAAGGAAUUUUAAUUAAAAUUCUCCAUCCUAUUAAAUAGGAAAUAAAGCCAAAUAACCUGGAAUUGUUUGCUCUAUUUUUAUUCCUUAAUCCCUGUGCUCAAGACACUGAAGCUAUCUGUGGUUUCCCACGUAACAUUUUAAAGGAUAAGGUCUGACAAAUGUGAAAUUCAUCUUGGGGUAGGGGGAGCAUAUUUGCAUGGGCUAGGAAGGUACACAGAUGCAGAUGUUUUAGGAAUUGUCUUGGAUUUAAAUAAAGGGAAGAAUUCAUCGCCUUCCAGGUGAAGGUAUAAAUUCAUAUAUAUUAAUGACCCGACAGCAGUAUCCUAAUUGCUUAUUAUUGCCUCUCUCUGCCUUCUAGUCUUUAAUAAACUCUUGAAUGAAAUGAUUUGUUAAAAUGAGGGGGUCUUCUCUGGUCAUGACACUGCUAUUUAUUUCUAGAAUUCAUGGUCAGUGAGUAGUGCCAGGGUGGUUUUCUCUGCGACCUGGAGGUUUUACUUUCCCAGCAAGGAGGGAAAGGUCUCCCCGUUGCUUUACAACAAUGUGCUAAGUAAAAAACUUGGCCGAGGGUAGUAUUCAGCUCCAUUUAUAGAAUAGUCCAAAGAGACUCAGAAACAUGAUAGGCAGGGAUCUUUCCUAUCAUGUUUCAAUACCUACAUGCCUGUUGAAAGAAAACAAUAGGUAAACAUUUCCUAAAGUUGGAAGUAAGAGCUUCAUAGAUUCUUGGUUACUUUAUUUUUUUUAAUGCUUUACAUUUGAUACAAUUAUUAAAGAUCAAUUUUAAAAAUAGCUUUCCAGUAAUAUAUUUUAAGUAAUAUAUAUUUUAAUAUCUAUGUAAAAAGUGACAGUGAAAGAUUUUGAAUUUCUCAUAUAUGGUAUGUGUAAUGUAGGACCUCACUGUUAAGGCACAAAUGAUUUCCAAGGAAGAUACUCUAAAGACACUCAGAUUAUUUCAAACAAAUGCAAUAAGGGGAAGAGUUUUGGAGUUUAUUUUUUAUUUUAAAAGAAAAUUGACUUAUUUACCACAAGCUAUUUUUUUCCUUCUGGCUGUAAGGUUUGUACAGACUGGUUUGGUAAAUGCUAACCUUUUUGUGUCUUUUGCUUUUUUAAAGGAAUUGUUAACGUUGGAAUUGAGGGUAUGUACAGAGAAGUUGGUGUCAACACCAUUUAAAAAGUCAUAUUUUUUCACAAAUAUAGAGAAAUCAUUUUACAUAAGAAUUUUAAGUAUUUGCAAUAAAUAUAUGUAUAUAGAUUGUAUGUAUUCAUAUAUUCUUAUUUUUCAUUUUAUUAAGUAAAAGAUAAUUAAAGUGAAAAUAAAACCUUGGCGUUUUUGGUGAAUCUUCAGGUCUGACAUACGUCUGAGUGGUGUGGGUAAGGGCCCUCAGUUGUUGCCUUAUAUGACUUUUGGAAGAUUACCACAGAUUGUAUAGACGGGAGUAAACUGAGUAAUUUGGUGAGAAUCAGGGUAACAUAUUUCUUUCAGAACUCUAGUAAAAAUAAUAAAUUAUCUUAAUCUGUUCGUCUGUUUUCACCUUUGAACUGUUUUAUCUCCUAACCACCUAAUGUCGCUGGAAAAGUAAAACAAAACAAAACAAAACCAUGGUGUAUUCUUUUUUUUCUUUUUUUUUUAAAUGUGUCCAUUGUUUGCUUCUAGAACAAAGAAUGGUAAGAAAAUAUCUCAGGGGGGAAAUAGGUUUUCCUUUCUCCACAGUGGUUAAUAAUUCAUUAGCAGACAUUCACUGCCAGUGACUUCCAGCGCAGGGGUGUGUGACGAAAUACUCUCAUGAAGAUAAUAGGACACUUUUGUUUCCCAGUUUCUCUCUGAGAAAUGAGAUUCAGAGCCAGUUUUCUGUCCCUGAUCUGGACAGGUAGAAGAGCUAGGAGAACCUGGGUUUUGAUCUCCCUGGUGUCAGGAAGGGCAUUUAUGAAAAAGAAUUGAGCCAGACGUUAGAAGAGGUAACUGCCCAUAGCCCUGUACCAGGAGAUAAUAUGGGAUCCUGAUGUCCAAGAGAAGUAAUGUGGUUGUAAAAACUUGGUUUUAGGUUGUACUUGAGGAAGCAAAAUG
Molecule: messenger RNA, 9641 nt
Organism: Hipposideros armiger (great roundleaf bat)
Lineage: Eukaryota; Metazoa; Chordata; Mammalia; Chiroptera; Hipposideridae
Gene: ASXL2
Product: ASXL transcriptional regulator 2
Exons: 13
Coding region: 290-4642 (1450 amino acids)
Biological process (GO): animal organ morphogenesis; positive regulation of transcription by RNA polymerase II
Cellular component (GO): PR-DUB complex
Molecular function (GO): chromatin binding; DNA binding; peroxisome proliferator activated receptor binding
Source: RefSeq, a predicted model, not a curated record